This is a messenger RNA of Carlito syrichta (Philippine tarsier), 741 nucleotides long. RefSeq names its product C-type lectin domain family 4 member E (gene CLEC4E). The transcript is spliced from 7 exons. The coding region runs from base 1 to 741 and encodes 246 amino acids. Lineage: Eukaryota; Metazoa; Chordata; Mammalia; Primates; Tarsiidae. The record is from RefSeq and is a predicted model, not a curated record.
AUGAAUUCAUCCAAAUCAUCUGAAUCACAAUGUACAGAGAGAGAGUGUCUCUCUUCCCAAGUGCUCAUAUGGACUGCUGCUGGGGUCUCCAUACUAUUUCUCAGUGCCUGUUUUAUCAGCAAAUGUGUGGUGACAUAUCACAUGUCUCAAAUGUGUCAUGAGAAAAAUUUCCAGUCACACGGGAAUGCCGGAGCGUUCUCCUGCUACAACAAUGAAUCAGAGUCAGUCCAGAAUUGCUGUCCUUCAAACUGGAAGCAGUUUCAAUUUAGCUGCUACUUCUUUUCUACUGACACCAUUCCCUGGUCAACGAGUUCACAGAACUGCUCAGGAAUGGGGGCUCACCUGGUGAUCAUCAACUCACUGGAGGAGCAGGAAUUUCUUCACCAUGCAAAACCUAGAUCCAGAGAGUUUUAUAUUGGACUGACUGACCAGGUGGUCGAGGGUCAGUGGAAAUGGGUGGAUGGCACGCCUUUGACAGAGUCUCUGAGCUUCUGGGAUGUAGGGGAGCCCAACAACAAGGUUACUCUGGAGGACUGUGCCACCAUAAGAGACUCUCCAAAUCCAAGGAAAAAUUGGAAUGAUCUAGCCUGUUUCCUCAGUGUUUUUCGGAUUUGUGAAAUACUGUCAUUGAGUCCACUCAACUCUGGGACUUCCUUUGCUGUCCAUUCUCUUCGGCGUACUAACCAGGUCUCACCAGGAUUUGUAUCUAUGGCUCAGCUAGGACCAGAGUCCAAUAAUUAA